AUGUUCUACCAGACUGCCUCCUUCUUUAUGCCUUGUACAUUUAAAGAAGUUCUUCAAGUUGUACGGCGCGCACUAGUUCUUGUACUAUGGAACGCAUCACAAAUAAUUUGUUCAGCGGAGAGGAAAUAUAAUCAACUUUGUCAUGCUGCCGCUGGUGCUGCUGGACAAUUGAUACAACGAAGAGUGCGGUACUUUGCGCAGGUGGAUAUUCUUUCGCAAACGGCAGUUUCCUGGCUGGUGUUGGAAUUUGGCGCAGCAGAUCUGUCGCGAGUUCGCAGUUCAAAAUUUCUCGUCGCCGUUGUCCACGACUAUUGCGUCAUCUACAACGUUUUCUAGUACAACUUCAAAGGUCGUUGGCAUCAAGGGUCGUGCUGAAAGAGAAGUUGACAUCAAGGGUCGUGCAACAUCUGAUGAAAGAGAAGUAGAAAUACCAAUACCUCCAAGACGUCGAACAAGCUACUUCCCAAGACCGGUCUCGUCAGAAGUAGAUGUUGGCGUUGCUCUUGCACCACCAGAGAACAGGGUGGAUCUUCACCUAGAACUACAGCACGACGACCGCGAGGGGGAGCCUUAUCGUGAGGAAAAAUCCCCCCUCCCCUUAUUGAAAGCGCAUCCAUCUGAAAAUUUGUGAUGCAGAUUUGUGACCACAAAUCGCGUCUUUCUUGCAAGAAGGCAAGUCCAGGCUGCCCGGCACGUUAUGCGGGCGAUUUGUAAUGCUGCAGGGCCUACAGGGCAGCCGUCUACCAUGCUAGGCGCCUACGCCAAAAGGUCCCUACCUAGGCUUGCGAGCUGCGUGCAGUGCUCUACUGCAACACAGAUUUGAUUUGUGUACUGCGAUACAGCAUCACAAAUUUCGUUUUCGAUAUGGGGUGGGGGCUUUUUUCACUUUGAUAAGCCUUGUCCCGAGUUUUCCGUCGCCGAUUACGCAGGGGCCCAGUUUGCGGUGUAUCAAAUGUAAAAAUGUCUGGGUCUGGAAGAAUGCGACUUGUAAUGCUGAAUCUGAAGCAUGCAAAAAUCUGUGUUGCAUGAUUACCAAAAGUCGUCCAGUUUUGACCAAGUCUGGCGCGAGUUUCUCAUGCAGGAUAGGCAUGAGAGCGCUCGCACAGAAUCUGUCAUGCUCCGUCCUGCAUUCCAGACCCCAUGGGUCAUGCAAAAGCUGCAUGACAAACCUGGCAAUCUUCCUGACCCAGACAUUUUUACAUUUGAUACGGUGCACCGCGAUCGCAUAUUGAGAAACACGAGGGAGCAAUACGAGCGGUUGUUGGAGCAAACCGGCGUUGUCAUGGGGGACUGCCGGGAAAAUGUUCCUACCCUAGAAGAAACCAAAUCAUAAAACAGCAUCGCGGUGGUCGUCCUCGGCGAGUCGGCUGCUCGACGAGAAUGAAGACGACUUGCAUCACAAACACCACGCUGCUCUCUUACCUGCCCGAAAACUUGGCAGGCCAGGUAAGAGAGCGCCGUGGUGUUUGGGCCAAUUUUUUUUUCGGCCGACGCGACCUUUUUUCCUUCCAAGCGCCACGCUAUGCUCUUACCUGGCCUCAAAGUCUGGAGGCCCAGGUAAGAGCACAGCAUGGCGCUUGUGCUUCAAGAAUGUGAAUGUCUCACGCUUUGGCCACCUCCUCAGGCCAGCACGUUUUCGCAUCCCAAACACCACGCUGCUCUCUUACCUGGCCCCAAAACCUGGCAACCCAGGUAAGAGAGUGCCGUGGUGUUUGGGCGAAUUUUUUUUUCGGCCGACGCGACCUUUUUUCCAAGCGCCACGCUAUGCUCUUACCGGGCCUCAAAGCCUAGAGGCCCCGGUAAGAGCGCAGCGUGCUGCUUGUGCCUCAAGAUCACCCCCCUUAUCUGGCUUUCUCGGGCCAAGACAUUUUCGCAUCACAAACACCGCGCUGCUCUCUUACCUGGCCCCAAAACCUGGCAGCCCAGGUAAGAGAGUGCAAUGGUGUUUGGGCCAACUUUCGGUGGCCGGAGCAAUCUUUUUCCCCGGCGCCACGCUAUGCUCGUAGCUUGGCGGCCAAGAAUCUAUUUUUGAUCUACUCCCUCCAAAUUUUUAGUCGAAGAAAUUCACUACCAAAAACCGUAUCGCGGUGGUCCUCGGCUAGUCGGCUGCUCGACGAGAAUGAAGACGACUCGCAAGAUUAUCCUAUUUGAAAAUGUCCCCACCCUAUUACUAUCUAUUAUAUUCAUGCGAAAGUAGAGGUCUACAGAGGAUAAAAGAGAGGUGGCCGAGAGGUCAAAAAGAGGCCGACAGAGGUAAAAAAGAGGUCGACAGAGGUGAAGAGGUGGCGCGGGAGGUCUUUCGAGAGGGAGACCGAGAGGCGGCGCGAGUAUAGCCCGCCGAAGGGUCCACCCUUUAGCGCCGCUGAAGCGCCUCGGAGGGUGCAGAGAGGUGGAAAGGAGGGCAAGCGAGAGGUGGGCAGAGGUGCCGAGAGGUUGCGCGAAUAAGGCGGGACCUCUUGCGCACCCUCUCGGCGACCUCCCGGCCACCUCUGUAGCCCUCUGCCCGCGAGUAUAGCCCGACUAUUAGCGGGGACCCCCGAGAGAGGUCAAAAAGAGGGGCCGCGAGAGGGUCCAAAAAACCCGAAUCCGCCCGGCACGCGGCCGAUUUUUCUGGGGCUUUUUCAUUGCGCAGGCCCACGCCCUCUCGUGCUACCACCUCGCGCACCCUCUCGCGCACCCUCCCGCGUCACCCUCUCGCGCGUGAUCAAAAAAGGACAGCGCGGCCCCCGUUCUGCUUCGGUAGGCACCUACGCCGAGGCGGUUUCGCUUCGUCCUCAAGCUUCGUUGCGGCUGCUCCCUGCGCAUAGCGCCGGAAGGCGCGGGAAGCGCGCAGGAAGCACAGCGGGCUGAGAUGACGCAAACCGCGCCGGUAUUUCCCUCGACCUAUCACGUCGCGCGCAAUCAAAGCCAUGGCGUUGUGGCCCUGUCCGCAAAUAGUCCUGCCCCGCCACAACAGCCGCUCGCCCCGGCGUCAGCCGGGGCAUGGCUGGUAGUUGUAAUGCAAAUCUGCAUGCUGAGAAUGUUUCUCAUGCGGAGCCCCAUGAGAACCAUUCUCUAGUCGUGUUUUGAAAUUUGUCAUUCUCCAAUCAGCAUGGUAUGCUAGAUCUGUGAUGCUGCUCAGCUAGCUCAAACAGCACUACGCUACGAAUCCAAAUUUGUCAUGCAAAACAGCCAAAGCUUGUGGAUUUGUCUAGCCGAUUCCCCAUCUUGACUAUGGUGUGGGGACGUUUUUACUCAGGAUACAAGAUUGAUGAAUUCCUUGUUGAAGAUAGUAGAACAAGCACAUUUAAAUUUAUCCCAGUUAAAGCUUUGACGAAAAACAGCAAGCUCCUAGUACAGGGAAAAGGCAACUUCUCCGCAGCCCCCGUGUAGCGCCGUCGACGCCGAUUUGCCAUACGUUUACGUGAUUAUGGUUUUUUUUUCAUCUUGCAUAACUGUGCACGGCAAGCCGAAAUCUUUCUAUCAGGGGGUGGUGUUCGAGCGGUUGUGGCAUGUCAUUUUCGGCGAGGCGUUGGUUGUCGAGAGGCGCAAAGACCGAAAGGAUCUAGCGGGUGAGACUAUCAAAUGCAAAAGUGUCUGGGUCUGGAACAAAGCAACUUGUCAUCCUAAAUCUGAAUCGUGUAAAAAUCUGUGUUGCAUGAUUACCAAAAGCUGUCCACUUUUGACCUAAUCGAGAGGCAGUCUCUCAUGCAGAGUAGGCAUGUAGAACUCUCACGACAGAAUCUGUCAUGCUAUGUCCUACAUGCCAGACGACCUCAUGGGUUAUGGAAAACCUGCAGGACAAAUCUGGCAAUCGUCCAGACCCAGACACUUUCACUUUUGCAAUCCAUAGAGACUGUCAUACGAGGAUGGCACGAUUACGACGGACCUUGA
Messenger RNA from Amoebophrya sp. A120, 3873 nucleotides. Lineage: Eukaryota; Dinophyceae; Syndiniales; Amoebophryaceae. The record is from the annotation of a GenBank genome assembly.